AUGCAGCAGAAGCAGCAACAACAGCAGAAGCAGCAGCAACAGCAGCACCACCAGCACCAGCAGCAACAGCAACAAAUGCAGCAGAAGCAGCAACAACUGCAGAAGCAGCAGCAACACCACCACCACCACCACCACCACCAGCACCAACAGCAGCAGCAACAGCAGCAGCAGCAGCAGCAGCAGCACCACCACCACCACCAGCAACAACAGCAGCAGCAGCAACACCACCAGCACCACCACCAGCAACAGCAGCAGCAGCAGCAACAGGAGCAGCAGCAGCAGCAGCAGCAGCAGCAGCAGCAGCAGGAUACCUGCAUGGAUACAAAACGACGUUUUUUGGGUUUGUCAUACAAACGAGGCACUCUAUAUCUAGGGCCCCGCUGCUGCUGCUGA
Eimeria mitis is the source of this 393-nucleotide messenger RNA. RefSeq lists its product as uncharacterized. The transcript has a single exon. The record is from RefSeq and is a predicted model, not a curated record. Bases 1 to 393 code for a protein of 130 amino acids. Lineage: Eukaryota; Apicomplexa; Conoidasida; Eucoccidiorida; Eimeriidae.